Seminavis robusta is the source of this 321-nucleotide messenger RNA. NCBI's taxonomy places the organism in Eukaryota, Bacillariophyta, Bacillariophyceae, Naviculales, Naviculaceae. The record is from the annotation of a GenBank genome assembly.
AUGCUUUCAGCGUGGGAGAUACUGGAGCGGUGGGAGCCACCAUCACUGGAUGAGGUUCAGGCCAUUGGUAAAAGUGAUCCUGAGGUUUGGAAAAGCUUUGAUGAAUAUUUGUUUGAAAUGUAUGGUUCUCCGCUCAUGACACUCCUCGAGGGAGAAGAUCCCUCUGAUCAAUUCGAACGAGUGGUCCCCCUUGACGUCGUUGCUUAUCUGGCGGAUCAAUGGCCAGAGAGUGUUUGCAUGGAGAAUGGACGAGGUGGUUUACCUCUUCACCUGGCACUACGCUUUCACAGAGACGAAAUAGUAGAUUUCUUCUUGAAUUGA